Molecule: messenger RNA, 1568 nt
Organism: Bombyx mori (domestic silkworm)
Lineage: Eukaryota; Metazoa; Arthropoda; Insecta; Lepidoptera; Bombycidae
Gene: TBCC
Product: tubulin-specific chaperone C
Exons: 3
Coding region: 1-1170 (389 amino acids)
Biological process (GO): tubulin complex assembly; post-chaperonin tubulin folding pathway
Cellular component (GO): cytoplasm
Molecular function (GO): tubulin binding
Source: RefSeq, a predicted model, not a curated record
AUGAGUAUUGCUAUAAGAGCCACUUUCUGGGUGGUCACAUUUGGCACCAUUGGUUACGCUCUGUUCACGUUGGUCAAACCUGAUGAUGAACUUCUCAAAAAGUUUGAUGAACAUUCAAAGAAUACUGAUGCAAGAAAACUCUCCAAACAAACAAUAGAACAACUUAAAGAAGCUGCCAACCAAAAUUCUGUCUUAGAACGUCUGAGCCGCAGAGAUGCUCAGAGAUUAGAAAAACUACAGAAGGCGCAUAAGGCAAGAGAAGAAGUAGAUGCAUGUGAUGAAAACGAAGAUUACUUUUCGGGUUCAUUUAAAAUCAAAUCUGAAUAUGUUGAAGAUCUUUUAGCUCAAGUACCAACAAUAGACAACAGCAUGCUCCCAUCUCACUUUGACAUCAUCAAAAAGGAAAUUAAUGAACUACAGAAAUAUGUGGUAACAUCAACAUUUUUCCUUAAGGAAUUCAAUUUGAGAAAAUUUCUUGGCAUUGUGCAAAAUUUACAAACUAAAUGUUAUGAAUUAGAAGACAGAUAUGUUCCUCGCAAGAAAUUUGGCUUUUCAAAGAAAAAGCUUCCAAAAUCUCAUAGUCAAAAACAAAAUUUAAUGGAUGAAGCUGAUGGAGCAGCUAAAAAAGACAGUAACAAAUGGGAUGAAAAUCUAUUUGGAUUCAGUUCAAAAGAAAAUGAAGUUUUGCUCUUAGAAAAUGAUGAAUUGUACCGAAGAGAUGUGGCUUUACGUAAUUUGAAAAAUUGCACUAUAGGUCUCAAAGGUUUAAUGGGAACAUUACAUUUGAUCAAUUUGGAAAACUGCAUAGUUCUUUCUGGGCCGGUAACAUCAUCAGUAUUUGUUGAUAAGUGCACAAAUUGUAAAAUAGUUAUUGCAUGCCAACAGCUUCGUAUGCACACAUCAACAAAGUGUGAUGUUUAUUUGCAUGUAACUAGUAAAGGUAUUGUAGAGGACUGUUCCCAAAUACGCACAGCACCAUAUAAUUUGUUCUAUGAUAACUUGGAGAAGCAUUAUGAAUCAUCCAGUUUAGAUAGAAAUUCAAAUAACUGGGAUAAUUUGGAUGAUUUUAAUUGGUUAGCUCCUGAUGUAAGUUCACCAAAUUGGUCGGUUUUAGAUGUUUCCGAAAGAAUUGAUUCAUGGGACGAUUGGUGGUCUAAGAUUCCUUUGUAACAAAUUAUGAAUAUAACAAUAAAUUAAAAUAUCUGUGCAAUUGUACAACACUUGAAUAUCCACACAAGAAACGGACUAGACAACAUUAUUUAAGUAUGAAAUUACUCCUGUUUGUGCAUGUGCUUUUUCUUUGCUGUUACAUAUAAUUAUUGUAAUAUAACAAAUAACAUCUAGUAUUUCCUUUAUUUAGCUCAUUAGCUGAUUUUUUGUUCACAUUUCAUUAAUUACAUUACAAUAAUAAUUAUCAAAGCUCAAUGCUUACUUACAAAGUACAUGCAAUUAUUUGAAAAGAACUAUUGAAGAAACAAUUACCUACUAUUAAUUUUUAUGUAAGAUGCCUCCUUUAUAUAGACAUAGUUGCAUUUAUUAAUUUGAUUAAAUUUUAUUUAUGAACCCAA